CACAUACAACACCAAAAAUAAUGCAAUUUAUAUAAGUACUUAAAAAUAAUGAUGGGUGUGUAAAGAAGAAAUUGCUUCACUAAAUCAAGUAAAGAAUACAUAUGUACCUUUUUCAUGUGUUUUGUUUGGUAUUUUGCAAUGAGACAAGGUGUAAAUAUGACUCAAACUAACCAUCAAAAGUUACAAACAUAUCGCAAGGUGUUCACCGGAGCUUUAAUUAAACAUCGAAGUACAUAUCUGUCUGAUGUGGACCAAAUUGCAGCCAUACAACUCUCGCUUCUCUUACUACAAAAAUCAAUUUACAAAGAUGUACUAUCACCAGAAAAACUCUUUUCACUACAGAAGAAAAUAUCACAAAGAAAGUAUAGACAGGCUGGAUUAUCAAUGGUAACAACAGAAUAUUCACCGAUGCCACUAGAAAUGUUUACAUUCAAUGAUAUUUUUGAAGCUUAUACAGAUUUUACGAAACAAUGCAAUAUGUUAGACAAGACAGAUGUUGAUAUUUAUUUAAGAAACUUGAAGGAAGAAAACUGUACUUCUUUACCUGUUCAAAAGGCUGGCGAAUUUUUGCCUACGUCAGAAGUCAUUGGUAUUCCAUGCCAAUCACCAGCUAUUCCUGCUCAGCUGCACCUUCAAAGAAUCGUUGUGGGGUAUUUUCAGUUAAUUGUAAAUACACGCGAUGAGAUUGCACUGGCUCGUGUCAUUGACGCGCCGACACGUGGUGUUGACCAUAGAGCUUUCACAGAAAUCCGCAAAUUGUCGCACACCAAAGGAAUGCCGAUGUAUCAGGUCGUGUCGUCAUUCGUACGUCAAGUCAAUCUCGCCGGUAAGGGGUACGCGCCCAGCGAGGGUCACGUGUUGUUUCAACAUAGAACGGCAUUACAAGAAUUUAUGGAGCUAAUGGACAAGCUGCAAACGGUAGUUGACGAAGCUGAAAAUUUCCUUGCAGCUUUCCAGCAAAUGCUCAAAGUCUUAAAAACUGCUUUCAUACGUGCCAAAAAUCCAGUUUUCAAAUCUAACGUCGUUUCCAUGGUGAUGCAAGAUUUGGCUGGCAAAUUUAAGGGAUAUAUAAAAGACCUGGAAUCACAACAAGAGAUCAUUUUGGACUUACGCAGUUUUCUUGAUUAUAUGAGCUGUAUUACCGGCAACGAUAUUGGCGUGCACUCUUCUCAACUGUGCGGGGUGCUUUCCACUCCACACGAAAGUAACAUGAUCUUUAAGAAAAUAUCAAGUCUUGCAACACAAUUUAAGACACCUGAAAUUACAGACGAGACUCCUAGGAAGCCCAAAGUGUUGAAAGAGAUCACCACUCCCUCUAAUUUACGACGUAUCGACGAAUUGAGACAAACACCGACAACGUCCAAUGUUGAGAAAGAAACUGUUGAUCCAUUAUCCCCCGACGUUGACAUUAAAUUAAUCCGCUGCUGUGAUAACUUCGACGAUGCGGAGAAAACAAAAACAAACGUUGGCAAGGAAGAAAAGAUCAGUGCACCAUCGAAUGGAAUGAAACGAAAAGCCGAAAGAAUGCAACCGAAAGUCAGGGGAAAAAAUGACAAGGUUAAAAAGAAAUUAAGACUUCCACCUGGACAAAAAACACUAGCGCAGUAUUUUUCAUGAAUGAAAAACGUGUAAAUAACGGAA
Molecule: messenger RNA, 1641 nt
Organism: Hydractinia symbiolongicarpus
Lineage: Eukaryota; Metazoa; Cnidaria; Hydrozoa; Anthoathecata; Hydractiniidae
Product: PCNA-interacting partner-like
Exons: 12
Coding region: 115-1617 (500 amino acids)
Biological process (GO): negative regulation of double-strand break repair via homologous recombination
Cellular component (GO): chromatin
Source: RefSeq, a predicted model, not a curated record